AUACACACACUCCAUGUCUUAACAACACAAUAAAAACCCUAAUACCUUAAACUGCAAUAACAAAUCCCUAAAUCAAUCUCAAACCUUCACUAUAAGAUCCAACGGUUGAAAAGUGUGGAACACUCGUGCUUAUCACUCUCCCCCACUUCUCACACUCAUUUCACUCCUCACUGUUUCUGUUUCUCUCCUAACAUGAACCAAAACAUCAUCGAUCUUCAACGUUGUUGUUCUCUUUCACUUUCAACAAAACAACAUUGAUCUUCGUUUCGAUUCCGACCUAUUAACAUAAUCGAAAAACCCAUCAAUAAAAACAUAAUUUUUCAAAGCUUCACUUUUUAAUUCUCAGCUGGGUCGUAAAAAAAAAACGGAACUUUGAUUAUUUUUUUUUAAAGGUGUUGAACUUUUGGAGUGAAGUUUUUCUUGGUGUUCUUGAAUUUGUCUAAUGGUAAGUGACAAUUACCACAAGAUGAUUUCUGAUGUUGCAAUCCGAUCCAUGUUAAAGAAUGGUGAAGAUUUGAGCAUUUUAAGGCGGCAACAAAUGGAUGAGAAUGAAAGGGAGAGAGAAGUUGCGAGGCUGAGAAGUGGGUCGGCGCCUCCCACUAUUGAAGGUUCUUUAACAUCUUUUGGUGGUUUAUACGGUGGUUCUCCGGUGAGUUAUGGCGGUGGAGGUGGAGGUGGAGGUGGAAGGGGUUUUGGUAGUGAAGAGGAGAUUCGUGCUGAUCCAUCUUAUGCAAAUUAUUAUUACAAUAAUGCGAAUCUGAAUCCAAGGUUGCCUCCACCGUUGGUGUCGAAGGAGGAUUGGCGGGUUUCGAGGAUGAAAGGUGGUUUGAAGGUUGGAGGAAUUGGGGAUCGGAGGAGGCUGAAUGGUGAAGGUGGUGAUGAGGUUGUAAAUGGAGAAAGGUCUGUUUUUUCUGCACAGUCUGGUGUGUUUAAUGGGAAGGAGGAUGGUUCUGAAUGGGGCGGCGAUGAUGGCUUGAUUGGCUUGCCGGCAUUAGGGCUUGGGAGUAGGCAGAGGAGCAUUGCUGAGAUAUUUCAAGAUGAAAUGAAUAGCACAGCAUCUGCCUCCAAGCACCCUCAUCAGCUGCCUAACCAUAACAUGUUCGACGACAUCGCGCAAAAACCGGAAAACCAUUUUGCUUAUCUGCAUCAAGAUUUGGAUGAUUUAAAGUCUGGCGGAAAUCAUGUUGGUUCGGCAUCUCAAUCUUACGCUUCUGCUUUAGGAGCCUCCUUGUCAAGGAGCAAUACCCCCGAUGCUCAAUUUAUACCAAGAGUUUCUAGCCCUUCUAUUCCUCCCAUUGGUGAGGGUAGGUCCAAUGCCGCAGAGAAAAGAGGUUUCAACGGUCAAAACUCAUAUAAUGCUGUCUCGUCUAAUUUAAAUGAGCCUACUGAUCUUGCAUCUGCUUUGGCUGGCUUGAAUCUGUCUCAAAAUGGUGCAAUAGAUGAUGAGAAACGCUCCCCGUCAUCAAGGCACAAUGAAUCAGAUUACAGUCAUAAUGCUAAGCAGCACCAAUACUUAAACAAGUCUGAUUCUCUACCUUAUCUGCGUCAUCCUGCAAACCAUCCCUAUUUGAAAGCAAGUAAAAGCAACGCUGGUUUUGGAUUGGAUAUGAAUGAUUCUAUGUUAUAUGCAAAUGAACAGCUAGAAUCUCGUAAGGCUGGUGGAUUUUCUGUUAAUUCACAUUUAAAAGGACCUUCUACACCAAGUUUUACUGGAAGAGGUGGUUCAUCGCCUGCUCAUUAUCAGAAUGUCGAUGAUAUGCAUAUCUCGCACGCCAACCAUAACAUGGCCGGGUUUGCUGUUAACCCUUCAUCACCACCGAUGAUGGGGAGCCAGCUUGGGAGUGGAAAUUUGCCUCAUUUCUUUGAACAUGCCACUCCAUCAUCUGUACUAGGAAUGAAUGCCAUGGAAUCGAGGGGCUUGGGACGGGGUGCAAAUUUAGGACAUUUGUUGUCUACGUCGGAGUUACAGAAUGCAAGCAGAUUGGGACAUCACGCUGCACCUGGCACUCAUCAGCUUCCCUUGAUUGAUCCUUUGUAUCUUCAACAUCUGAGAUCAAGCGAAGUUGCUGCUGCACAGUUUGCAGCCCUUAACGUAUCAGCAAGAAAUAAUUCAAUUACCGAACUUGCCCUCCAAAAAGCUUAUAUAGAGUCAUUAAUUGCUCAGCAGCAAAAAGCACACUUUUCGGCCCCUUACCUAGGCAAAUCAGCUAGCAUGAACCAUAAUUCUUAUGGAAAUCCAUCACAUGGUCUCAGCAUGCCGUAUCCAGGAAGUCCAUUGGCUGGUUCUCCCUUCCCAAACUCCAUAUAUGGACCAGGUAGUCCUAUGAGCCAGAGUGAGCGUAAUAUGCGUAUGUCUGGGAUGAGGAAUGUUCCAGGAGGUUUCCCAGGAGCUUGGCAUUCCGAAGCUGUUAGUGGUUUGGAUGAGAACUUUCCUUCUACCUUGCUUGAUGAAUUCAAAAGCAAUAAAACCAAAUGUUUUGAACUUGCAGAAAUUGCCGGGCAUGUUGUCGAGUUCAGUGCUGAUCAGUAUGGAAGUCGUUUUAUCCAACAGAAACUUGAGACGGCUUCAAUGGAUGAGAAAACCAUGGUUUUUAAUGAAAUUAUGCCAAAUGCACUUACUCUAAUGACUGAUGUCUUCGGUAAUUAUGUGAUUCAGAAGUUUUUUGAACAUGGAACACCGGCACAAAUAAGAGAACUGGCAGAACAGCUUACUGGUCAUGUGCUGACCCUGAGUCUUCAAAUGUAUGGCUGCCGAGUUAUCCAGAAGGCUAUAGAAGUUGUUAAUUUAGAUCAACAGACUAAAAUGGUUAUAGAGCUGGAUGGUCAUAUUAUGCGUUGCGUGCGUGAUCAGAACGGGAACCAUGUCAUCCAGAAAUGUAUUGAAUGUGUACCUGAAGAUGAGAUCCGUUUUAUCGUUUCAACAUUUUAUGACCAAGUUGUGACAUUGUCAACUCAUCCAUAUGGUUGUCGUGUUAUACAGAGAGUCCUGGAGUACUGCCACGAUCCUAAAACUCAACAGAUUGUGAUGGAUGAGAUUUUGAAGUGUGUUUGCAUGCUGGCACAAGACCAAUACGGGAAUUAUGUUGUUCAGCAUGUGCUGGAGCAUGGUAAGCCGGAUGAACGCUCAUUGAUAAUAAAGGAAUUUACUGGGCAGAUAGUGCAGAUGAGCCAGCAGAAGUUUGCUUCGAAUGUUAUUGAAAAGUGUCUCUCUUUUGGAACGCCUACUGAGCGUCAACUCCUUGUGAAUGAGAUGAUCGGUUCCACUGAUGAUAAUGAGCCUCUUCAGGUUAUGAUGAAGGAUCAGUUUGCAAACUAUGUUGUACAGAAAGUGUUGGAAACUUGUGAUGACCAGCAACUUGAGUUGAUUCUUAAUAGAAUAAAGGUUCACUUGAAUGCUUUGAAGAAGUAUACCUAUGGAAAGCACAUUGUUGCUCGCGUCGAGAAAUUGGUUGCUGCUGGAGAGAGGAGGAUUAAUUUUCUGACACUAAAUAAUCCUACUGCACAAACAGUAUAGAAGGAGAUGAAAGUAAUGUACAGCUAACUGAGGAAAUAGUACAAGUGAAGUGGCCAAAUCCUUUUUUCUUUUUUUCCUUCAUAUUAUCUAGUACUGAUAAUGGCACUGUCUAUAUUCAAAUAGACAGGUGAGUAAUAAAAAUGUUAGUUGUACUUUUGAAAACUGUACAUUUGUUUAGUGUUGAGAGAGGAUUAGAAUCAGAUUUAGCUGAAGCUGGUAAAUUAUUUUCUUAUGGCAGAGAAAAAUAUAUACUGUUUUAUGAGCUAGUUUUAAUUUUGUACAUGGAGGUGUUUGACUGUACAAAUUAUUAUAGGACAACAAGUGUCCCUUGUAUUCCGGAUUAUAAACAUGUUUUUAUGA
This is a messenger RNA of Trifolium pratense (red clover), 3874 nucleotides long. RefSeq names its product pumilio homolog 1-like. Gene Ontology annotation, biological process: post-transcriptional regulation of gene expression. Bases 443 to 3514 code for a protein of 1023 amino acids. The transcript has 10 exons. The record is from RefSeq and is a predicted model, not a curated record. Gene Ontology annotation, molecular function: mRNA binding. Gene Ontology annotation, cellular component: cytoplasm. NCBI's taxonomy places the organism in Eukaryota, Viridiplantae, Streptophyta, Magnoliopsida, Fabales, Fabaceae.